Macrosiphum euphorbiae (potato aphid) is the source of this 522-nucleotide messenger RNA. Lineage: Eukaryota; Metazoa; Arthropoda; Insecta; Hemiptera; Aphididae. The record is from the annotation of a GenBank genome assembly.
AUGUUGAAAGUUUUAACAUCGUUUCCGAAAAUUAGCGGUCCCGCCAUUAGAGGUUUUAAAUGUAAUUUUCACUCUUGCAGAUUUGUAUCGAUUCCACAACAUAGUCAAACACAACAGUUGAACCGUUGGACUAAGCCAUCAGUACAGUAUCCAUCAUGGAUUUCCUUUACUCGUUUUUGUCAUGUAAAACCAUCAGAGUUGACUCCACGUGAAAAACUGAAAAUUGCUGCUAAAGAAUACGGUUCUGUGUUAAUUGUGUUCCACGUUGGAAUCUCAUUGAUAUCAUUAGGUUCGGUGUAUUUUUUCAUUAGUAAUGGUGUUGACGUCCAACAGUGGAUUGGGUGGAUGGGUCUGUCAAAUGCAAACGAGAACACUAAAAUUGUGGCUGGAGCGAGUCAGUUUAUCAUUGCAUAUGCCAUUCAUAAAUCUUUUGCUCCAGUACGCAUUUCAAUAACACUUAUAUCCGUACCAUUAAUUGUACGAUACCUUAGGACUAAAGGAAUAAUGAAAAUGAAAAAAUGA